GAACUUGUCUUUGUGAACGAUACCUCCGCAACCACUUGCUACGGAUGCAAGGGACGCGUAAGAGAGAAGCCCUCAGCUCCACCCCCACCCUCACCAUAUGACCUGUUCAUAAGGCAUUCUGAGAUCAGAGUAUAUAAUCGCCCUGAAGACACCAAGCUCCGACUUUCUUCGAAAUCAGAAAUGGUUUAUUUUCAUCCACUUAACUCCUGUGUAAACCUCACUGUUCAAGAUAUGAGUGAGGGAAAGCUUAUUGUCAAGGAUGGCAUUAGGCAAUACCUUAAUGAGGCAAACAAGCGUCUUAUAUUGAAGGAAUUCAGGUUCCUUCUUUAA
Molecule: messenger RNA, 330 nt
Organism: Porites lobata
Lineage: Eukaryota; Metazoa; Cnidaria; Anthozoa; Scleractinia; Poritidae
Source: the annotation of a GenBank genome assembly